Messenger RNA from Notodromas monacha, 677 nucleotides. NCBI's taxonomy places the organism in Eukaryota, Metazoa, Arthropoda, Ostracoda, Podocopida, Cyprididae. The record is from the annotation of a GenBank genome assembly.
UUAAUUAUUGGUCAAAAAGCUGCAGAAAAUUUGAGUCAGGCAGUCCCCACACAUCCAAAAAGUAGUGCCAAAGAUUGGGCUUCUGGGGACUCCCAAGUCGGUGUGAGUCUGCACAAGUUGGAUCUGUGGCUGGCACACACAGAGCAGCUAUGUUUGCCCAGAUCCAACACAACACUCCACUUGCCUGUCUCGCCGGAACUGCUCCUGAAAGUGCUUCUCGGCAGCGUGCGGCAGAAGGAUUGUCCUCCCAAGUCGGAGCUGUUCCCGCGAAUAGAAAAGCUGAUCUGGGCCGGGCGGCUCAAGAAGCAGGGCUUCGAGGACGACAUGUACGAAUGAGGAAUCGUUUCAACAAGAAUAACUGGGUCUGCUGGCCAUCAGCCUCCUGGAUGGAUGAGGAAGAAAUGCCUGUUGUUACCGAGACGGAACGCUGCGUUUGAUUUUGCUAAGAAAACGAACAAGUAUUGUAUUGUGUGCGAGUGCGGCGGGAGGAGGAGGUCGAUUCUCGGAAAUGUGAUAUCUAUUUCUGAUACCUGUUCAUGAUCACAAUUGGGAAAUCUCGCGUCAAAAUAUACAUACAGUAUAUAUUUUUAUCAACUGUUAUCUACUGUGUCACUUUCUGUUGCUUCUUUUCCUGAGGAAAAAACAAAACCGAACGAUGGAUUGUGGGGAAAAAGGCG